This is a messenger RNA of Rotaria sordida, 5256 nucleotides long. NCBI's taxonomy places the organism in Eukaryota, Metazoa, Rotifera, Eurotatoria, Philodinida, Philodinidae. The record is from the annotation of a GenBank genome assembly.
AUGGAUUACAACUCGAUUGUCUUUCGCGAGUUUACACAUGAAUCGAUACGACGUAUUGAACAUUAUCGUCAAGAAGAAGCUGAACGUAUUGCUUCUGAACGAUUACAACAACAAAUAAUACGUGAAGAUGAUAUUGAUGAACGUCAUUCUAUGAAUAAAUCAUUAAAAUAUGAAUCAAUCGGUCCUAAACAAAAACCUAAUAAAGAAUUGGCUGUUGGACAAACAUUACCACGAAUUUUACAAAAUAAAUUUCCACCUGAACUUAUUGGAAAACCAAUUGACGAAAUCGAUUGGUAUUAUCGUACGGAAUAUGCAUUUGUGGUUAUUAAUCGAAAUAAAACAAUAUUUCGAUUUAGUUCAACACCAGCUUGUUUUAUAUUUUCUCCAUUUAAUUGUUUUCGACGUUCAGCUAUACGUAUAUUUACACAUCCACUUUUUAGUACAUUUGUUAUGAUUACAAUUUUAACUAAUUGUGUAUUUAUGACACUUAAAAAUCCACCAGAAACAAAUGAAUAUGUUUUUACACUAAUUUAUACACUUGAAGCAUUAACAAAAUGUGUUGCACGAGGAUUUAUCCUAGAAAAAUAUACAUUUUUACGUGAUCCAUGGAAUUGGUUAGAUUUUAUUGUCAUCACACUUGCAUAUAUCACAUCUUUUGUCAAUUUGGGAAAAGUUGCAGUAUUGCGAACAUUUCGUGUCUUAAGAGCAUUAAAAACUGUUGCAGUUGUACCUGGUUUAAAAACAAUUGUUGAUGCUUUAAUACAAUCUCUUAUUUGUCUACGAGAUGUAACUGUUUUAUCAAGUUUUAUUCUUUCAAUAUUUGCAUUGGUAGGAUUACAACUUUAUAUGGGUGUUCUUCGACAAAAAUGUGUACCAACUUAUGAAUCAUUUUUAAAUAAUUCCAAUUUUUCUAGUGUUGGAUUUAAUAUGUCAUUUGACACUUAUUUGACUGAAAUCAAUAAUACAAUUUAUUGGUAUCAAGAAGAUGAAGCUUAUGUUCUUUGCGGUAAUGCAAGUGGAAGUAGAAAAUGUCCAUCGGGUUAUGUUUGUUGGAAAGAUCGAGGCAAAAAUCCUGAUUUUGGAUAUACAAGUUUUGAUAGUUAUGGCUGGGCUAUGCUUUCGUGUUUUCGAUUAAUGACACAAGAUUUUUGGGAAAAUCUUUAUCAACAAGUAUUAACAUCAGCUGGUCGUUAUCAUUUUUUUUAUUUUGUUGCUGUCAUAUUUUUCGGUUCAUUUUAUUUGGUUAAUUUAAUCUUAGCUAUUGUUUCAAUGUCUUAUCAAGAACAACAAAAAAAAGUUCAAGCUGAAAAUGAAGAACGUGAAAGACGUAAAAUUGAAAAUGAACUUGAAGAACAAAAUGAAGAAGCACGAAAAGCAUCAGAAUUACAUGCACUUUUAAAUAUUGAUAAUGAACAAUAUAUUGAAAAUGCAUUAUGUUUUGAAAAUCCAAAUCAUAAAAUUUCAUAUUCUAAUCUUUCUAUUGAGUAUGACCCAAAUCAAAAAAAAAAUGAAUUAAAAUAUCAACGAUCAUUUCAAACAUCAUCAUCAAUGUUUCAAUUUGAAAAUUCAAGUUUAGUUUUAUCUAAUCCAACAACAAGUGAUACAACAACAAUACCAUUUUUUGAUGAAACACAACAAAAUUCAACAAAUGAAGAUAGAAAAAGUCAACGAACAAGAACUGUUUCUUAUUCAUCAGAACAAAAUCAAUAUAAUAAUGAUUCAACUGUCACACUUUAUCAAGUCAAACCUCAUAUAAAAUAUGCUCCAAUUACCGAAGUAUUAAGUGCUCGAAAUUCCGAACAAACAAGUGUUCGAUCAAAAAAUUUGGAUACAACUAAUACAUUUGAUCGACCAAUAGUUAAACUUCUACGAAUUUAUUGUUGCGAAUGGACUUGUCAAUCGCCGAUAUUUCAAAAAUUUCGAACUGCUAUUGCUUUUUUUAUAUUGGAUGCAUUUGUUGAUUUAUUUAUUACAAUAUGUAUUAUAUUAAAUACAUUAUUUAUGGCACUUGAUCAACCUGGUCAAAGUGACAAAAUGACACGAAUUUUAACAACAGGCAAUUAUGUUUUUACAAGUAUUUUUACAACUGAAGCUAUAUUAAAAAUAAUUGCAAUGACACCAGCUAAAUUUUUAAAAGAUGGAUGGAAUGUAUUUGAUUUAAUUAUUGUUACACUUAGUCUUGUUGAAUUAGGUCUUUCUAAUAUAAAAGGUUUAAGUGUUUUACGUUCAUUUCGAUUAUUACGUGUAUUUAAAUUGGCUAAGUCUUGGCAAACAUUGAAUCGUCUUAUGUCAAUUAUUGGUAAAUCAAUAGGCGCUUUAGGAAAUUUAACAUUGGUUGUUGUUAUUAUAAUAUUUAUUUUUGCUGUUAUGGGAAUGCAGUUAUUUGGUACAAAAUAUGCAGAAAAGUUUGGUAAAGAGAUGCCAAGAUGGACAUUUUUUGAUUUUUUUCAUGCAUUUAUGAUUGUUUUUCGUGUCUUAUGUGGUGAGUGGAUUGAAUCAAUGUGGGUUUGUCUUGAAUGUGCUGGAUGGCCAUGUAUUCCAUUUUUUCUAUUUACAUUUGUCAUUGGUAAUCUUGUGGUAUUAAAUUUAUUUUUGGCUCUAUUACUUGCAUCAUUUGGCUCAAAUGUUUUAAGUGAACGAGAAAAAGAAGAUGAUGAAAAUAAAAUUGGUGAAGCAAUAGAUCGUAUUCAACGAUGUUUUCGUUUUGUAAUUCGAUAUAUUUUUGGUUUAUUUCGUCGAAAAAAACAACGACAAAAAAUGAUUUCUAUAGACAAUAAUAUUAAUGAAAUUGUAACUUAUAAUCGAGAUGUUCCGGCUACAGAAGAAUUAAUUAGUAGUAUUCCUUUACCAACAUUAUAUGAUGCAGAAAAAACUAAUACAUCAUUAAUUAUAACUAAUAAUUCAACAACAAUAAAUGAAGAUAUUGAAAUGCAAUUAAUGAAUGAUAAUUCUAUAAUAACAAUAAAUCCUGUAAUAUGGCAAGAUCUUAAUAUGCCACCUGAUUGUUGUCCGAAAAUAAUAUCAGAAUUUUUUUCUUGUUAUGCUAAAUAUAUUCCAAUAAAUAUUCAACAACGAUGGACAUAUCUUCGUAGUAAAGCUCAUCGUCUUGUUGAACAUCGUUUUUUUGAAUGGCUUAUUAUUGGUAGUAUAUUAGCUAGUAGUACAACUUUAGCUUUAGAAGAUAUAAAUACACGACAACAACCAAUAUUUUAUAAAAUUUUAGUUGUAUUAGAUAAAAUUUUUACAAUUAUAUUUACAGUCGAAUUAAUAUUAAAAUGGUUUGCAUAUGGAAUAAAAAAUUAUUUUACAAAUGGUUGGAAUUGGUUAGAUUUUUUUAUUGUACUUGUUAGUGUUCUUGGAGUUUUUCUUGAUUGGUUUGGUGUAGCUGAUAUUCCAGCAUUUAAAUCAAUGAGAACAUUAAGAGCUUUACGUCCAUUAAAAGCACUUUCAAGAUUUGAAGGAAUUCGAGUUGUUGUUAAUGCAUUAAUUGGUGCCAUACCAGCAAUUUUUAAUGUUCUACUUGUUUGUCUUGUAUUUUGGUUAAUAUUUUCGAUUAUGGGUGUACAAAUAUUUGGUGGCAAAUUUUAUAAAUGUGUAUAUGUUGGUACACAUGAUCGUGUUCAUAUAAGAGAAAAUGUAACAAAUAAAAUGGAUUGUUUAAAUAAAAAUUUUACAUGGGAAAAUUCACGAGUAAAUUUUGAUCAUGUUGUUAAUGGUUAUUUAGCUUUAUUUCAAGUUGCAACUUUCAAAGGUUGGGUUGAAAUAAUGGCUGAUGCAACAGAUGCUAGAGAAUUAGGAGGUGGUGGUUCAAUAGAAAUGUUUAUGACAGAAGAGCAAAAAAAAUAUUAUAAUGCUAUGAAAAAAAUGGGUACUAAAAAACCGACUAAAGCAUUACCAAGGCCAAGAUUUGCUCUUGCAAGAUUUUUUUUUGAUUUAACAACAAAUCAAAAAUUUGAUAUAUUUAUAAUGAUAUGUAUUCUUCUUAAUAUGGUUUGUAUGUGUCUUGAACAUCAUGAACAAAGUGAUACUUAUGAACGCGUUCUUGGAUAUAUUAAUAAUUUUUUUGUUGCAAUAUUUACUAUUGAAUGUUUUAUGAAAUUAGUUGCAUUAAAUUUUAAAUAUUUUACUAUGCCCUGGAAUGUGUUUGAUUUUAUCAUUGUAAUUGCAUCAAUUCUUGGACAAGCAUUAGGAGAAAUUAUGGCAAAAUUUUUUGUUAAUCCAACAUUAUUACGUGUUGUUCGUGUUGCACGUGUUGGAAGAGUAUUACGUCUUGUAAAAGGAGCAAAAGGUAUUCGAACAUUACUUUUUGCAUUAGCUGUUUCAAUGCCUGCUUUAUUUAAUAUUGGUCUUCUUCUUUUUCUUGUCAUGUUUAUUUAUUCAAUAUUUGGUAUGUCAUUUUUUGCUUAUGUUAGAAAAUCAGCUGGUGUAACAGAUUUAUUUAAUUUUGAAACAUUUCCUAAUUCAUUGAUUAUACUUUUUCCAAUGUGUACAACUGCUGGUUGGUCUGGUGUUUUACAAGCAUUAACAAAUGAUCGACCACCAGAUUGUGAUCCAACAAUAUAUUCACCAUCAAAUCGUGGUGAUUGUGGUCAUACGGGUAUUGCAAUACCAUUUCUUGUGAGUUAUUUAAUAAUUAGUUCUCUUGUUGUGGUUAAUAUGUAUAUUGCAGUAAUUUUAGAAAAUUUUUCUCAAGCACAAGAAGAUGUACAACAAGGCUUAACCGAUGAUGAUUAUGAUAUGUAUUAUGAAAAAUGGCAACGUUUAGAUCCAUCUGGUUCACAAUUUAUACAAUAUGAUCAAUUAUCAGAUUUUGUUGACGGUCUUGAACCACCAUUACGUAUUCCUAAACCCAAUCAUUUAUUACUUGUUGCUAUGGAUUUACCAAUAUGUGAAAAUGAUCGUAUGCAUUGUGUUGAUAUACUUGAUGGUCUUACAAAACAUUUUCUUGGUACACUUGAUAUGCCAGCAACAAGUGCUGAAACUGAUGCACCUAUUGAUAUAAAAAAAGAUCGUCCAAAAGAUUAUCAUCCAAUAACAACAACAGUACAACGUCAACGUGGAAAUUAUUUAAGUCGAAUUGGUUUAAAAGGUUUUCGGUAUAAUGUUCAACAAUGUCGAAAUGAACGACAACAUCAACAACCAAAACUUGAAAGAGCUAUAAUUGAUGAACUCAUUGAAUUAGAUGACUUAGAAACACCAACAUUAAUAUCUGAUAGUAAUCAAAAUCAUGAAACAAAUCGAAUAGCACCAAUAUGA